AUGUGCGCGAGCGAGCAGGGCGAGCGCGUCGUUUUCGGCGGGCUCGUGCCCUGCGUCAUGCGGCCCCCGGAGCUCGACAACCUCUGGAAGAACUGUGGCUUCCCGCGCUGGAAGAUCGACGCUUACACGCGUCAGGAUGCGCACGACUCGGCCAAGUCGCUUUACCUCGAGGGCGUGGCGAACGCGCACAACCUGUACAAGCGCGAGGCACACUUCAGCGGCGGAGAUUGGGCGCUCGUCCUUGCCAACGCCAGAAAGGGAUGGCUCGAGUACAUUCGCGACGUCGACUACGAGGUGCCCUCACUGAGAACUGUGAAGGCGAUGCUGGGACUCUGA
Molecule: messenger RNA, 336 nt
Organism: Tilletiaria anomala UBC 951
Lineage: Eukaryota; Fungi; Basidiomycota; Exobasidiomycetes; Georgefischeriales; Tilletiariaceae
Exons: 2
Coding region: 1-336 (111 amino acids)
Source: RefSeq, a predicted model, not a curated record